This is a messenger RNA of Dioscorea cayenensis subsp. rotundata (Guinea yam), 3992 nucleotides long. RefSeq names its product pentatricopeptide repeat-containing protein At1g18485-like. Gene Ontology annotation, molecular function: protein binding; RNA binding; zinc ion binding. Gene Ontology annotation, biological process: RNA modification. The record is from RefSeq and is a predicted model, not a curated record. NCBI's taxonomy places the organism in Eukaryota, Viridiplantae, Streptophyta, Magnoliopsida, Dioscoreales, Dioscoreaceae.
GCGGCAAUGGCGAUGGCUCUCAUGGCCAACGCCACCCUCCAUUAUCCUCCAAACCCUUGCCACUCUCACCUCCCAUCCUUCUAUACAUCCAAGUCCCUCCCUUUCCUUGGAGAUUAACAACCUCUGCACCAAUGGAAACCCCCACACCGCUCUCCAACUCCUCUUGCAACAGUGCCCCAGAGCCCAUCUCACCUCCCAUCCCUAUCCCACUCCAUUGGCUUCAUCUUGCAAGCUUGCGGCCGCGAAAGGCAGCUCGACGUCGGCCGAGGAGUCCACCAACUCAUCCACUCGUGCCCAGAGCUCACCUUCAAUGAGAUACUCACCACUCGCCUCCUCACUAUGUAUUCCAUGUGCGGUUCCCUUCUAGACUCUCGCCGCGUCUUUGAAGCCAUUGAAGACAAAAACUUGUUUCACUGGAAUGCUUUGAUCAGCGGCUAUGCGCGCAAUGAGCUCUGGGAUGAAGUCCUCUGUGUUUUCUCCCAGUUGAUCUCGGAGACGGAGCUCAUGCCGAAUAACUUCACCUUACCCUGCGUCUUCAAGUCCUGUGCCGGCCUGUUGGAUGUUGGAAUCGGAAGAGCUGUGCAUGGUAUCACUGUGAAAAUGGGUUUGAGCUCUGAUGCAUUUGUUAGUAAUUCAUUGAUGUCGAUGUAUGGGAAAUGUGGUUGUGUUGAUGAUGCAGUGCAGGUGUUUGACGAAAUGCCUGAUAGAAACCUUGUUUCUUGGAACACUGUGAUAUGUGCACUCUCAGAGAAUGGAUUGGUGGAAGAGUGUUUUGAUUUUUUUAGAGAUAUGAUGAUUGUUGCUAGGCCGGAUGAUGCAACAGUGGUGACGUUGCUGCCAGUGUGUGCAGCUGAAGGGUGGCUUGAGAUGGGGAAGGUGAUUCAUGGGUUGUCUGUGAAGUUGGAGCUUGGUUUUGAGCUGAAGGUGAAUAAUGCUUUGAUUGACAUGUAUGGCAAAUGUGGGUCUUUAACUGAGGCUCAACGUUUGUUUGACAAGAGCGUGGAGAGGAAUGUGGUUUCUUGGAAUGCCUUGAUUGGUGGGUAUUCAAUGAAUGGAGAUGUGGAGAGAACUCUUUGUUUGCUUUGUGCGAUGGCGGUUGAGGAAGGUAUUAGACCGAAUGAAUCACCGUUUUUGAAUGUUUUGCCAGUUUGUUUGGGGCCACUUGAACUGCUGAAAGUAAAGGAGCUUCAUGGAUAUGUGACUAGAAAUGGGUUGCAGAGCAAUGAACUGAUAUUCAGUGGGCUCAUUACAGCCUACACAAAAUGUGGAUCACUGAAAUCUGCAGAACGCAUUGUUCAUAACAUGGAGAUCAAGACGGUCAGCUCAUGGAAUGCACUGAUGAGUGGUUAUGUGCAGAGUGGUCAGCCAACUAGGGCUAUGGAUUUGUUUCACAGAAUGAUGUCUUUAGGCUUUGAGCCUGACUGGAUUAGCAUCAGUAGCUUGCUUUCAGCAUGCACGCAUCUGAAAGAUCUUUCCAGUGGUUCAGUUGUUCAUGGUUUUAUCCUCAGACAUGGGUUGGAAACAGAUUCUUUCAUCACAAUUUCACUACUUUCACUCUAUAUGCAAUGUGAGAAACCGUUGUUUGCAAGAAUUCUAUUCGAUGCUAUGGAGGAAAAAAAUUCAGUGUCCUGGAACGCAAUGAUUGCUGGAUAUGCGAAGAAUGGACUCAUGGAGGAGUCCCUUGGGCUCUAUCGAAGAAUGCAACAUGAUAAUCAUGAACCUUUUGCCAUUGCUACGACUAGUGCCUUAAUGGUUUGUGGUCAGUUAUCAUCUCUUCAUCUAGGCAAAGCAGCACAUUGCUUUGCACUGAAAGCUGACUUUUCUGAUGACACAUUUGUAAGCAGCUCAAUCAUAGACAUGUACGCAAAGUGUGGUUCUAUAGAGCACGCCGGCAAUUUCUUUGAGAACCUGAACAGCAGAGAAGAUACAGCUUCUUGGUCUGCAAUGAUUACAGGCUAUGGAAUACAUGGAUAUGGUCUUGAGGCAGUGCAACUGUUCAAUAGGAUGCGUAGAGAAGGACCGCGACCAGAUGAAUUUACUUAUAUUGGCAUACUAAUGGCAUGCAGUCAUGUGGGACUGGUUAAGGAAGGCCUAGAAUACUUUGAGGAGAUGAGGAAGAGUCAAGGUGUGGAACCGAAACUGGAACACUAUGCUUGUGUUGUGGAUAUGCUUGGUCGGGCUGGCCGAUUGGUUGAUGCUGCUAGGCUCAUUGAGGAGAUGCCAGUAGAGCCUGAUGGUCGAAUAUGGAGUUCAUUGCUUGGUGCCUGUAAAAUCCACAGUGACACCAACUUAGGAGAGAGAGUUGCCAAGAAGCUGUUAGAGUUGGAACCCAACAAAGCUGAACACUACAUUCUAGUAGCAAACUUGUUUGCGGGUUCAGGUAGAUGGGAUGAUGUGAGGAGAAUGAGGGAGAAGAUGAAGGAGUCUGGACUCAAGAAGGAGCCAGGUCUUAGCUGGAUAAAUGUUGGAAAUAAAGUUUACAAGUUUGUUUGUGGGCACACUCGGUAUCCUGAAUCUGAAGAUGUUCAGAGAUUAUGGUGUGAAUUGAAAGAGAAAAUACAAAAGGCAGGAUACAUUCCCGAUACAAGUUGUGUGCUGCAUGAACUCAAGGAAGAAGAGAAGGUCGAGAUACUUCAAAGGCACAGUGAGAAGCAAGCAAUUGCAUUUGGGUUGCUGAAAAUGAGCCAUGGCAUGACACUGAGAGUAUUCAAGAACAUAAGGAUGUGCAAAGAUUGCCACAACACAGCAAAGUUAGUGUCCAAAGUUGUGGAGAGGCAGAUCAUAGUUAGGGACAACAAGAGGUUCCACCAUUUUAGCCAUGGAAUUUGUUCUUGUGGUGAUUACUGGUAAACCCUUUCAUCGCUCAUGGUGCUUUGAACCAUUCUGCAAUUCUAUUUGGUCCUAAUAAUUGAGGCUAUGCAAUGGAUUUUAUUGCCAGAUUAAAUCUUGUUUCAGUGCCUUGUAUGAAUUAGAUGUACUUACAACAUGCUGCAAAAAAUGCUGAUGAUCUUCGGAUAUCACAUUUUACUAGUCAAUGAAUGAAGAAAAAGAAAAAGCCAAAUCUCAAUAAGAAGUCAUGAUGGAUAUCUCUCACUCUCAAAGAAAGAGAAAAAAACAGCACUCAUAGAUGAAGCAGGGAAUUGGACUUUGGAGUUUGUAAACUUCUCAGAAUUUGCUUGGUGGUUGCCGGUUGGUUAUCAUGAUAUGUAGAGCUGGAGACAAGUCAAAAGUUUUGAACAGUUAUGUUACAUUGACAAUCAUGUCUGCCACCUACUAGUGCAAACAAGACACAAACUGUUGCACCAUAUCUAGUAUUUUGUUUGUGGUUUGAUUUUCAAGAGGACUCUGCAAGGAAUCUGGAGAUUGGACAAAGUACAUCAAAGUUUGACAAUGCUUUCAGAAAUACAACUUGCCAAGAAACUUACUUUAAAUUAAGCAAAGGGAAUCCAUCAAACCAGCUUUCUGACUUUCCUACCACUUACAUGAGAAUCAUGUGGUUGACAUAUUAUAUAUCAAGCAUUGCAAGACACAUGUUGGGAAAGCAAGAAAAGUAAGACCUGGAAGCAUAAACAAAGAGGAAGAAGGUUUUAAUGGAGUUGGUGAUAGAGAGUUGAGCUGGAAUACAACACAAGAAGUGUGAGGAGAUAAAGAAGAAUGUGUGGAAGGUGAGCUCAUUUGAAUUGCUUUCCUAGAAAACAUCAAUGUAUUAAAUUUGAGUAUCAAAAGAAAGAUAGGAAAGGACAAGAUUCAAUACUACUCACUCAACUUGCCACCCACUUUGAGAUGGCUAGAUUUCAUCAAUAUGAGUCUCUAUUAUCAUCAAUGUAGGUUGUAAUCUUGUACCUGUUUUUCCUUCUGAUAUCACCUUCACACUCCUACCACCUAAUUCUAUUCAUAACUUGGAUUAAAUGUUGUUAUGAUUCCUUCCUGUCGGUGGUCAAGAGUCAAACUUAUGUUUUCAUUUACAGUUAUUCAUUAUGUUUAGACUUUUA